Molecule: messenger RNA, 711 nt
Organism: Symbiodinium sp. CCMP2456
Lineage: Eukaryota; Dinophyceae; Suessiales; Symbiodiniaceae
Source: the annotation of a GenBank genome assembly
AUGCUGCUGAAGGGAGGGAGCAAUCGCGAAGAGGCGGAUAGCUUUCUGCGCCUAGCUGUUCGGAGAGGAGAGUACCUGGAGGCACACAUUGCAGCUGGGGGAGGUGGAGGCAAAGCUUCGGCGCUACCGUUGGCACACUCCCUCGAGAGCCUGGUCGCACCGCUUCUGGAGCUCGGCCACAAGGAUGAGGCGCGGCAUUUGCUUCUUCGACCUCGGCCGCCAGAAGCCGGGCCUCGGCACAGCCUGGACGAAGCCGUCCGUGCAGAAAACCUGGCAUCCAUCUACCAGGGUUCUGGGCAGCUGGCGGAGGCGGAGGCGCUGGUUCGCAAGGCGCUGACGACAAUGGAGGCCGCCUUCCCACCUGAGGUAAAGGAUGUGCGCCCGGCAGGCAUCAAAGCCAGGCUUGCGCAGAUUCUGCACAUGCAGGGCCGGUUUGGUGAGGCCGAGCCUCUUCUGCGUGGAGCGCUUGGCCUCUUCGAGGAUUCCUUGGGACCCGAGCAUCCGCAGACGCUCAGCUGCGUCAGGAACCUCGCCGUGCUGCUGAAGCAGCUUCCGAAGGAGCGCCACCGCGCUGUGCUACCCGAGGCUGAGGCCCUUCUCCGGCGAGCUGCCGUGGGCUAUGCUGCGGCUUUUGGGAAGGAGCAUCCAGAGGCACAGCGUGUGCAGAGGAACCUGAACAACUUCAUCCGCUGGCGAAGUGCACAGAAGGCC